GUGAGAGUCGGGUGUGACACGGUAUGCAGAAAACGGGGUAGUGGGUUAAGGUAGAGUCCUCACCUUCAACCUCAACAUCAACGGACAAACCUACCACUUAUGGAGUGCACACCUACAGUCUACCGGUAUCUAAGCACUCGAAUACAAGCCGACCAGAUUUCUAUUUUUGACUCUUGCCUGGGUAUCAUCCUCCAACUUAGGCAGCUCAUAUCACCAACCCAGUCAAAACUACCGACUACAGCGAACAACCGAACAAGUGCCACAUCAAGGUACCCCUAAACAAUAAUUCAAAAGACCACCUCGACAGACAAUGUCACUCUCAUCCUCACACCCAAACCCAAACCCAACAACAACACAGCCCGUCCCUCUCCACCCCCGCCCCCAAAACUCACCUCUCAGGACCAGCCCAAAGGCCCCAAACCCCCUCCCAACCCUGCUCCAAACCCCGUCCGGCCUAGCCCUGCUGGAGUUACAAGGGACAAUCAACCUGCCCUCAACCGCUUCACCCCUUUCUUCCUCUUCCAUUCCCCAAGGAACAGCAACAACAGCCACAACAACAGCACAAACCCGGAUCCCAAUCGGCCGCCUGCACUUCCCGGACUACCACCCCGACGAUCAACCCGACAACAACGCCUGGAUGAAAAGGGUCUAUCUGUACGUGGGCGAGCACCAGCGCCUGCAGGGGACGGUGCAGAAGCUGCCGCGGGCGCUGGCCGUCGUGCGGAAGCGGGCCCGGGUUGCGGAAGGGGCUGGGGAAAGGGAGGGGACGGGGGGGGAGGCCGGGGAGUUGGAGGUUGUGGAGGUUGUCAAGUGGAAGGCGGUGUUUUCGCAGCGUCCUGAGCCGGUG
This is a messenger RNA of Canariomyces notabilis, 847 nucleotides long. RefSeq lists its product as uncharacterized. Gene Ontology annotation, biological process: mitotic sister chromatid cohesion. NCBI's taxonomy places the organism in Eukaryota, Fungi, Ascomycota, Sordariomycetes, Sordariales, Chaetomiaceae. The record is from RefSeq and is a predicted model, not a curated record. The annotation marks the transcript as partial. Gene Ontology annotation, cellular component: Ctf18 RFC-like complex. The transcript has a single exon.